Molecule: messenger RNA, 3861 nt
Organism: Paramisgurnus dabryanus
Lineage: Eukaryota; Metazoa; Chordata; Actinopteri; Cypriniformes; Cobitidae
Source: RefSeq, a predicted model, not a curated record
GAGAGCUUUGGAGGAAAUUGUAGGCUUCUUUCGUCCUCGUUGGCCAAUCAGGUCAGUGAAAACCCGGAUGAGUCUUCCUCAGGUCAGGAUCUUUGGCUCAGUCGCGUCAGAAGCUCUGAGCUCGUGACCGCAGAUCUUUCACCUCAGACCUCUGCUUUGUCUUCUGGGUCUUACAUCGAACACUCGCCCCAUCACACGCAGGAGAAUGUAGCUGGGUCAGACCGAUCAACAAGCAAUGAGAUCUUCCCAUCAACAUCAGAGGACAGUGAGAACCCCUUACCCAAACAAGAGGAACCUUGUAGGAGCCAAAGCCUGAAAAAAGAGGACAGCAAUUCUUCAGAAAGUGAGCAAUCAAACGACAAGGGACAAACAAAAAGUUCUGCGAGGAGCCCAAGUUGGAUAUCAGAGUAUAGCGAUAAAAAAGAGGUCUUAAAACUUUUAAACCAAGGACGACCAUUCAAGUCGGGGAACGGUUGUGAUAACCAAACAGUCGUUUCAUCACAGUUGUGCCAAGCAGAGUUAGAGGAUACUGGGAAGUGUCAAGAGGAAAGCGAGGAGAUCCACAAGGAGUCAGAUUGCAGCGGGAGGAGUCAAGAAGAAUCUGAGGACGGUGGAGAGAGUCAAGCAAGGACACAGAACAGCGAGGAACCAAAAACACGUGACUCAGAUACAUCACAGUAUCAGGGUCUUCAAUCCUCUGAUCUCUCUGACAGUCCAGGGGACCGAGUGAACAAUUCAACCGUAUGUCAAACCAAAUACGUGCGAAGUGAACAGACUUCACUAAAGAGAGCUCACAUUGUCACAACAGAGGCUGUUGGCCCUUUUGUCUUCUCUCAUACACGUUCCCGGCCUCCUCUCACCCCUACCAUGCCCACCCUGCCUGAGGAAGAGGAAGACUCUCCAGAAGAGCUCGAUAGUGAAGCCAGCUCACCAUCCAUAUAUGCACCAGUUGAAAGCAAGGUGGUAAAUGUGACCAUGAAUCCACCGGCCAUUGUACUUCCAACACAAGCCAGCAAACAGGAGCUGUGUGUUUUAGAGAAAGCAAGACCACACAGUCCCAGACCUCGCCUCUCCCGAAACUCUGCCACCUCCGUUCCCAUCACCACAGUGGAUGAUGAGGGACAUGUGAUAGAUCUAGUGAAGGAUCAGCUUCCUGAGCUGCAGUUAUCUGAAGAGGAACGUCGGAAGAAUCUGGAGCUUCUUGAGGAGGCCAAGAAAGUCAGUGAUCGAUUCCUUCAGCGCAGAGGCCGACGCUCUACCUCUAGUCUUACUGACUCUCCUACAGCUCUCUCGCCGAACCCAACGCCCUCCUCGUCCCCCAGACCAUCGAGAAGCAGCUCUCUCUCUGCACCCGUACAGCUAGGCGGUCCUGAGGUCAGCACUCCUCCUGCGAGUCCCUCCUUUUCUCCGCACUUGGAGGUGCCAUCGUCACAUGACCGUGGGGACACGAGCAGAGGAGAGCAGGAGACCUUCUCAAGAGUCGUGGAGUGGAAGCCCAGCGAAAAGCGAAAAGUGUCGUCUGGUGCGUUAAACCCCCGACACGCCACCACCAUAACGGUCAGAGAUCCCGCCGUGGCUCAGAAGGAAACGCCGGACCGUCACGGAUCAGCAGACAAAACAAAGAACUCUGAACAUGCUAGCCAGAAAAAGGAUGAGAUGUCUUGCCGUGGCGCCAAUCAACCUUUAGCCACAGGAGUAGCCAAACCCGUCCCCCGUCCACCCACUCAACAGGCCCCGUGCACGGCCGAAAUCAAAACCAUAGGAGCUUUCCCACCUCUGAUGAGAGCGGUCUCCUGGGACACGGUGGGCUCCAUCAAUAUGAGGAAUGCUGCUCCCAAAGGGGAGGAAAAUCUCUCCUCUGACAAAUCACUGUUUAAAUCCUCUGGGUACAAGGACUUCCCUGUGCCGCCCGGGAACGUUCAGAAACUCUCCAAAUUGCGUGAGGAGCACAAACUGAUACGUAUCCAGAGUAUCUCCAACUCAAAGCUUCCUGACCUGACUGAAUCGACUGAGCAGAGCCGAGGUCCACCCUCUCCUCUGCCGAGCUCUCCCAGUGAAGACGAUGUUAAUGAGAAACAUGACGCGAUGCCCAACAUUUCAGACGUCAUGCUCCGCAAGCUCAAACUGCACAGAGGUUUACCUGGCUGUGCUCCUCCUCUCUCAGAGAAAGAAGUUGAGAAUGCUUUUGUGCAGCUGUCCUUGGCUUAUCGCAAUGACAACUACACACUGGAGUCUCGACUCAAACAGGCAGAGAGAGAGCGCAACCUGACGGAGGAAAACACUGAGAAGGAACUGGAAGAGUUUAAAUGUGCCAUCAAGAGCACCGUGUCACUGUGGCAGAAUGCAGAACAGAGAGAGUUUUACCAGCAUCUUAUAGAAACCAUUUCUGUAUUUCAUCGACUGACCAACCGCCUCUCCAGCAGGGCCGAGAUGGUCGGAGCCGUACGGCAGGAGAAGAGAAUGAACAAGGCCACAGAGGUGAUGAUGCAAUAUGUGGAGAAUCUGAAAAGGACUUAUGAGAAGGACCACGCUGAGCUGAUGGAGUUUAAAAAGCUGGCCAACCAAAACUCCAAUCGCUGCUACAGCGGCUCAGUAGACACUGGAGAUGAUGGUGUUCAACGUCCAUCCAGAUUCAUAUCACCACAACUUGGGAAGGCCUUGCCCAGACGAAGAGUCAGUGUGGCUGUAGUUCCUAAGUUUAAUCUACUGAAUGUCCCCGGACAGACCUCAACUGUGUCCAGUGCUCUUCCUGUACUGUGUGAGGCCAACACCAUUAGAAACUGUAAUUCAUCAGACUCCACCCAUCAAGAUGUACUUGAGAGGAACAAUGGAAACCGUUUGCCAGAACAGGAAGGUGAAGCCAUGCCAAGCAGAGUUCAUUGCAAUCCAGAGAAGAUUACAGAUGAGAUCAAAGCCAAGCUUGAAGAAGAAGCUUAUAACAAAGGGUACCAAGAAGGACUCAAAAGGAGUAAAGAACUCCAAGAACUUAAGGAGGAUGAGGAGAAAGCUGAGGAGAAGCUGCUGGAGUCUGAGGAAGAGAUAAGAGGAGGUGCUGAUGAAAACAGAAAGCCUAACAGCAGGUACGAGGAGGCACUGGAAUUCAUUGACCGGAUUUUUCCAAAGGUCUUCAGACGAAACCGUUUGCUUUGGAUAGUCAUCACUGUAUUUUUUGUUUUAUUCCUGUUUGUCAAUAUCAUGAACUUUUUCAGUCACCGCUACAGCGAUAGCGGAGACACGUCUGCAGAGAAGUCGGCCAUCCCAGGCAAGAAAACGUUUUUUGGACUGAAUGUAGGGUCCAAGAGCCCCGCCCCAGAAUGAAACCAUUCGUGAACGGACACAUGCUUGUCCUUUACCCCGUAUCAUCUGUGAGUCUAUGACACUGCAAAUAACAGAUUUAUUGGUUAUCAUUUAGGGACCAAGCGUGCUCGGAUAACAAAUCAGAUUUGCAUUGAAUGGUUGGGAUUUCUUGUUAUCGGACAGAGAUAUUUUAUGGAGACUAAUGUCACUUUUGACAUGUAUAUGAUACCACUCGAACCUUAUUAUUAAAAAUUCUCAGGUUUUGUGAAAUAGAUAUAUUUGAAAUAUUAAGUACGAUAUUUAAAAACUUUAAUGUUUGAUACGGUAUGUUUUCUAGUCUUUUGCAAUUGUUUGUUGUUAUUUGAAUUGACAUUCCAAGGUAGAUCCUGAAGUGCAAUAGUUGACUGUUGUGUUUGUACAGAGCACUGAUUUUAAUAGUAGAGUUUUUUCACAGUUUUAAAGAGCACUUUUAAAUAGCACGAAAGUUACAAUUUCAUAUUUGCACAUGUGUGCUUGUGUUUUUGUUGUGCCACUUCACCUUGAAAUAAAGGUGUUUUACAAACA